Zygosaccharomyces rouxii is the source of this 396-nucleotide messenger RNA. RefSeq names its product mitochondrial 54S ribosomal protein mL60 (gene MRPL31). The record is from RefSeq and is a predicted model, not a curated record. Gene Ontology annotation, molecular function: structural constituent of ribosome. The coding region runs from base 1 to 396 and encodes 131 amino acids. Gene Ontology annotation, cellular component: mitochondrial large ribosomal subunit. The transcript has a single exon. Lineage: Eukaryota; Fungi; Ascomycota; Saccharomycetes; Saccharomycetales; Saccharomycetaceae.
AUGUUUGGUCCAUUCAAGGCUACUAAUGCACUAUUCGGGGGUCUGCUUUGGAAAGUUCCUUGGAGGAUGUCUUCUCACCAGAAGCAAAGGGUUAGAGAUAGAUUGAGAGAUGUUGAUGGUGUGGUUAAACAGAUCAAUUUAGGUCUUCACGUUCAAAGGUGUGAAACCAAAGACAUUCAAUAUGAUGAAGCCAUUAAUGCCCGUAAGAUGUUCAAACCUAGAGUCAAAUCUCUGCGUCUUUUGAACAAACCGUCCGUUUUCCCCAGAGAAUCUCAAAUGUCAUCAAAGGAUAAAUACAGUGUGUUUGAUAAGAAAGCUCGUGGAUACAGAAAGGGCAUCCACAAAGUUCCAAAAUGGACUAAAUUGUCGUUGAGGACAAAUCCUCGUUUCUUCUGA